This is a messenger RNA of Vicia villosa (hairy vetch), 3807 nucleotides long. RefSeq names its product probable RNA helicase SDE3. Gene Ontology annotation, molecular function: RNA binding; 5'-3' RNA helicase activity. The record is from RefSeq and is a predicted model, not a curated record. NCBI's taxonomy places the organism in Eukaryota, Viridiplantae, Streptophyta, Magnoliopsida, Fabales, Fabaceae. Bases 726 to 3560 code for a protein of 944 amino acids. The transcript has 5 exons.
UUAGGGUAUUUAUUGAUUAGAAUGAUUUUAGAUGAAGAAAUUAGAAUGAAACACUGAAGAACUGAAUGUGGCAUUGCAAGUUAUGAUCGUGUUAUUUUGGUUUUACCAAAUGCAUGGUUUUUAUUCUAGAGUUAAGUUAUCUGUCAUGAUUCUAUUGGGGCUUGCUAUUUUUACACCAAUGCAAUUUUGGGUUUGUGUAUGUCUUCAUGUGUAAAUGUAUGUUGUUAAUAGCGUUGAGGUCUACUCUUGUGCAAUGCUAAAUGCUGUGCAGUAUGUUUUCAUGUUGCGGCUGUGGUGGCCGGUGUCAUGAUGUUUUGCAAGCAAGAUGUCUGCCAGAAUUCGCAAUAGUGGCGAUCAGGUUGUGGAAAUAGGUGACGAGAUGUUGUCGGUUUUAGGGUUUCGCAUAAUGGGCUUUUUUAGGAUUUAACAUAAUGGGCUUUUUAGAAAGUCCAAUGAUGGGCCUGAGUAUCAUUAAUGAAGAAUUUGUUUCUCUCUUUGGGUUUUGGGUUUCUUCAUCAGUGACAGCUUUUUGCUUCUUUGUUACUUCCAAUAAUAUUAGAUUAAGGUCGUAACCCUACAUGUUAUCCCAUUAUCUCAGUUUCGAAAUUGGCCGCUUUCGCUGCUAUUUGGGGUUUACAAUAUAUGACACUCUUUGAAAAAGAUCCUCUCGUGCUUUUGUUAGUUAAUUGAACUGAAACUUGGAAAGAGUACACAACAUUUUUGCAAUGAGUAUUGUUGGAUACAGGUCAGACGAGGAAUGCUCCGUUAUAGGGGAAAAGGCUGAAAUUGGAUUUCUAGAUUUUGAGGAAGAGAGAUCUGUUUGCAGUUAUGUUCCUGAUGACGGGGCUCCGAUAGUCGUAUCUGUCCCGUUUGCAUUUGUGAAUGGGAAGCCUCAAUCAGUAUUUCUUGGAGAUACUGCUGUGGAAUUAAUAACUAUUAAUAAUACUACUGAUGAACCAGUGGACCUGUGGGGUGUUCAUAUUUUUGCAUCAAAUCCUCCAGACUCUUUUACUCUUUCUCUUAUGGAGCCUCCACGGGACAAUUCAGAUUCAGAGAGCUUUAUAGAAUCUUUUAGAGUGGAGGACAGGAUGCUUCAGCCUCGCGAGGUGUUAAAUAUAUGGCUCUCUUGCAAGACAAAAGACAUGGGCAUGUACUCAUCUGUAGUGUAUUUUGACAUUGGAGAUGAGAAAAUUGAAAGGGUGGUUUUCCUCCUAGUUGAAGACAAGAUCUCAAAAUCUCUGGCUUCUAACAGACCUUAUUCAAAAGGAAGGAAGAAAGAAAAAUUUGUUGUUGACGCUUUUGUUCCCGGCUCACGCCCUGCAGGGAAGGCAAAUCGAAAAUACGUUAAUAGGCUUCCAAGAUAUGAUGUUCCCAAGGAUAUUAGACUCUUGCUUGAAGACAAUCAGAAUCAGGUCCCUCAAGUCGUUGAAGAUGGUCUUACAAGAAGGAGUUAUGCGUCUUUUUUCAAAACACUAAUCAUAAUGGAAGAGAUACAAUUAGAGGAUGAUAUGAGAACUUAUGACAUGGAAUGUAUAACUAUGAGAAGGAGAGGCAAUAAUUAUUUGUCCAUGGAGGUACCUGGGCUUGCUGAAAGAAGGCCAUCACUGGUGCACGGGGAUUAUAUCUUUGCCAAGCUGGCUUCCGAACAAGACCAGAACUCUGCACCUGUUUAUCAGGGAUUUAUUCACCGGGUUGAAGCUGACGAGGUCUAUUUGAAAUUUGAUCCUGAAUUUCACUAUUACCAUAGAGAUGAAGAUCUCUAUAAUGUCCACUUCACGUAUAAUAGGAUCAAUAUGAGAAGGUUAUAUCAAGCAGUUGAGGCAGCAGAAAACUUAGGAACUGAGUUUCUUUUUCCAUCUACAUCCAGAAGAAGGUGCAUUAGAACCACCAAUCUGGUUCCCAUAUCUGGUUCUUUAAAUGAGGAGCAAAUGUGUUCUAUCAAAAUGAUUCUGGGUUGCAGAGGUGCACCGCCUUAUGUGAUUCAUGGGCCUCCAGGUACAGGAAAGACUAGGACAAUAGUUGAAGCAAUCCUCCAGCUCUACCAACAUUAUAAGAAUACUCGUAUUCUUGUCUGUGCCCCCUCAAACAGUGCAGCAGACCACAUACUGGAGAAACUCCUUGCUGAAAAGGAUAUUGAAUUUCGAGAUAGUGAAGUAUUUAGGCUCAAUGCCACUACCAGGCCAUAUGAGGAUGUAAAACCUGAAUUUCUUCGCUUCUCCUUCUUUGACGAGAUGAUAUUUAAGUGCCCCCCAGUCAGUGCCCUCAAACAUUAUAGGAUUGUGGUAUCCACAUAUAUGAGUGCAUCUCUUCUUUUUGCAGAAGAUGUUUCCCGCGGUCACUUCUCUCACAUUUUCUUGGAUGAGGCUGGCCAAGCUUCAGAACCUGAAACCAUGAUCCCUAUAGCCCAUCUCUGCAGAAGAGACACUGUUGUUGUUCUGGCUGGAGACCCAUUGCAGUUAGGCCCAGUAAUAUUUUCCAAGAAAGCAGAUGAUUUCCAAUUGGGGGUUUCUUACAUGGAACGAUUGUUUAAAUGUGAGUUAUAUGGCAAUGGAGAUGCCAAUUAUAUUACAAAACUGGUUAAAAACUACCGAUGUCACCCAGAGAUUCUACACCUCCCUUCAAAGCUGUUCUAUUCUGGGGAAUUGAUGGCAUGUAGAGAUUCCACAACUUUCACAAUGACUGCGGAUUUUCUCCCUAAUAAGGAUUUCCCUGUUCUUUUCUUUGGUAUCCAAGGGUGCGAUGAAAGAGAAGGGAAUAACCCUUCAUGGUUCAACCGAAUCGAAGUGAGCAAGGUUGUAGAAACUGUUAAGAGGCUGAUUGCUGGUGGUAAAAUAACUGAAGAAGACAUAGGCAUUAUAACACCAUAUAGGCAACAAGUAUUGAAAAUAAGACAUACGCUUGAAAAUCAUGAUAUGCCUGAUGUCAAAGUUGGCAGUGUUGAGCAAUUUCAAGGACAAGAAAAAGAUGUUAUCAUUGUAUCGACUGUUCGAUCAACCAUCAAACACAAUGAGUUUGACAAAGUCCACUGUCUUGGCUUUUUGAGCAAUCAUAGAAGGUUUAAUGUGGCUAUAACCCGUGCUAUAUCAUUGCUGGUUAUUAUUGGAAAUCCCCAUAUUAUAUGCAAGGACAAUCAUUGGAGUCAAUUGCUGUGGCACUGUGUGGACAAUUCAUCCUAUCUGGGUUGUGCUCUUCCAGAAAGGAUAGAACGUUUUGAUGAAGAUGUUGGAGAGAACUCCGGCUUUGGCUUCAACGAAGAUAACACAUGGCCCUCUAACAAUGGAGAAUUUGGUCAAGAUUCCUUCCAGACAGAUCUCCCUAAACCCGACACCAAUGAAGCUGGAUGGUCUGAUGGGUGGAAUUCUCACAAUGUAGAAUCUGGUCAAGGUGAAUGGUCUGAUGGCUGGAACACAUUGCCCCCUGACAAUGUAGAAUCUAGUCAUGGUGAAUGCUCUAAUGGCUGGAACACACCCUCUAACAAUGUAGAAUCUGGUCCAGAUACCUUCCCAGAGCUCCCUAAGCCUGUUACCGAUGAAGCUGAAUGGUCUGAUGGCUGGAAGUAGUCCAGUACCAAGUACUUGGACUCUGAUAUUCACAUUUAUACUAUCUUUUUGAGGCAAUUAGUUUAUGCCGAUUUUUAACAUCAUUUGAGUUUUGCAAUUAGAAUGAUGUUGAAAAAAAGACUGCUGCCAGCUUUAUUAUGACGGCGAUUAGAGAAAAAGAAAAGUUAGAAUUAUUUUAUUUUUCUAAAAUGAUAUGGUACUGGCAUUGAAUCUAGAAGAAUUGAUUAAUUAGAUGAUGUUAAACUCC